Molecule: messenger RNA, 971 nt
Organism: Pongo pygmaeus (Bornean orangutan)
Lineage: Eukaryota; Metazoa; Chordata; Mammalia; Primates; Hominidae
Product: trypsin-3
Exons: 5
Biological process (GO): proteolysis
Molecular function (GO): serine-type endopeptidase activity
Source: RefSeq, a predicted model, not a curated record
AUGUGCGGACCUGACGACAGAUGCCCCGCACGCUGGCCGGGACCGGGAAGGGCGGUCAAGGGUGGAAAGGGGCUGGCGGCUGCCAGGCCUGACCGAGUGGAGCGGGGCGGGGCGCGGCGGGGCGGGGCGGGACUGGAGCUGCACCUGCUUCUGGGUGGACGCACUUGGCUCGCGGCGCGGGCUGCAGACGGCUGCGAGACGCUGGGCACAGUUGCUGUCCCCUUUGACGAUGAUGACAAGAUCGUUGGGGGCUACACCUGUGAGGAGAAUUCUCUCCCCUACCAGGUGUCCCUGAAUUCUGGCUCCCACUUCUGCAGUGGCUCCCUCAUCAAUGAACAGUGGGUGCUGUCAGCAGCUCACUGCUAUGAGACCCACAUCCAGGUGAGACUGGGAGAGCACAACAUCAAAGUCCUGGAGGGGAAUGAGCAGUUCAUCAAUGCGGCCAAGAUCAUCCGCCACCCCUAAUACAACAGGGACACUCCGGACAAUGACAUCAUGCUGAUCAAACUCUCCUCACCUGCCGUCAUCAAUGCCCGCGUGUCCACCAUCUCUCUGCCCACCGCCCCUCCAGCUGCUGGCACCGAGUGCCUCAUCUCCGGCUGGGGCAACACUCUGAGCUUUGGUGCCGACUACCCAGACGAGCUGAAGUGCCUGGACGCUCCGGUGCUGACCCAGGCUGAGUGUAAAGCCUCCUACCCUGGAAAGAUUACCAACAGCAUGUUCUGUGUGGGCUUCCUUGAGGGAGGCAAGGAUUCCUGCCAGCAUGACUCUGGUGGCCCUGUGGUCUGCAACGGACAGCUCCAAGGAGUUGUCUCCUGGGGCUAUGGCUGUGCCCUGAAGAACAGACCUGGAGUCUACACCAAGGUCUACAACUAUGUGGACUGGAUUAAGGACACCAUCGCUGCCAACAGCUAAAGCCCCCGGUCCCUCUGCAGCCUCUAUACCAAUAAAGUGGCCCUGCUCUCACUGCC